Molecule: messenger RNA, 1071 nt
Organism: Linepithema humile (Argentine ant)
Lineage: Eukaryota; Metazoa; Arthropoda; Insecta; Hymenoptera; Formicidae
Product: probable dimethyladenosine transferase
Biological process (GO): rRNA methylation
Cellular component (GO): nucleolus
Molecular function (GO): rRNA (adenine-N6,N6-)-dimethyltransferase activity
Source: RefSeq, a predicted model, not a curated record
UGUACAUCACGUGUAUAACCUAUUUCUUCAAGUUAUCUUUAAUUUAUAUAUAAUUAAAUUUUAUUCGUUCUAAUUUAUCAACAUAUAUAAUGCCAAAAGUUCGUACACAGGUUACUUCCCGAAUUCAUAAGGAAGUAGCGAGACAAGGAAUUUUAUUCCAAAAGGAUAAGGGUCAGCAUAUUUUGAAAAACCCUUUAGUUAUUCAAAGUAUGGUUGAAAAAGCUGCGCUCAAACCGUCUGAUAUUGUACUGGAAAUCGGUCCUGGCACGGGUAAUAUGACUGUAAAAAUGUUGGAAAAAGCGAAAAAGGUAAUAGCGUGCGAAAUUGAUCCAAGAAUGGUGGCAGAAUUACAAAAGCGCGUUCAAGGAACCGCAUAUCAAUCAAAGUUACAAAUAGUGGUUGGGGAUGUGCUGAAAUCGGAAUUACCUUUUUUUGACUUGUGUGUCGCUAACAUUCCAUACCAGAUAUCAUCGCCACUAAUAUUUAAAUUACUUUCACACAGACCUUUUUUCAGAUGCGCCGUUCUUAUGCUUCAAAGGGAAUUUGCAGAAAGAUUAGUGGCUAAACCCGGUGACAAAUUAUACUGUCGCUUAAGCGUUAACACGCAACUCUUGGCACGAGUAGAUAUGUUGAUGAAAGUUGGAAAGAAUAACUUUAGACCUCCACCUAAAGUAGAAUCAAGUGUAGUGAGAAUUGAACCAAGAAAUCCACCACCUUUAAUUAAUUAUCAAGAAUGGGACAGUUUGACACGGAUUGCAUUUAUCAGAAAAAACAAAACGUUAUCCGCAGCUUUCAAACAAACCACAGUUGUGACUAUGUUAGAAAAAAAUUACAAAAUUCAUUGUAGUUUGAAUAACAAGAUUGUCCCAGAUAAUUUUGAUAUCAAAGCAUUGAUAAAUCAUAUACUAAAAAAAGCAGAAGCUGAAAAGAAACGCGCCAGGACUAUGGAUAUAGAUGAUUUUAUCAGCCUUUUACAUGAAUUUAAUGCAGAAGGUAUGCAUUUUACAUAAGUUAUAUUAAUUAAAAUAAAAUUUGUUAGCAAAUUAAACAUUUUUAUAAAGGAUUCAUGAA